Messenger RNA from Dalotia coriaria, 3314 nucleotides. RefSeq names its product transport and golgi organization 6 (gene Tango6). NCBI's taxonomy places the organism in Eukaryota, Metazoa, Arthropoda, Insecta, Coleoptera, Staphylinidae. The coding region runs from base 106 to 3015 and encodes 969 amino acids. The record is from RefSeq and is a predicted model, not a curated record. Gene Ontology annotation, biological process: protein secretion. The transcript is spliced from 5 exons.
CCAGUGUUGGUUGGAUAGUGUGUGUACAGAGGUAGAACAGUUCAUAUUGAGGUGGCCUUGUGCUCUCAAGUUUUGUCUAAGCAAAGUAUAAAAAAAGGGAAAAUAAUGGAUAGAGCUAGGGUUUGUGAACAUUUAUGCAAGCUGAACGAAAAUAUUUCGAUCGAAUCUGCAAGUUUAAUGCAAGUAUUGUUGAACAAUUGCCAUAAAAUUAAAGAAGAGAAUGAAAUAUCAUUUAAUGAUCUCGAUUUGGGAAAACUAAAUAUUGAUUCUGAUGUGGAUACAUAUUUAAUAUUGAAUUUUCACUUCUUGAAUGAAUUAAAAUCAUCUCUAAUGGCAUCUGAUGAUGCAUUAAAUGUUCUUAGUUUACAACAAAAUAAAAUGAUUCGCGAUGCAUUGCAUCAGUUGAUCAUAAUUGGUAUUCGCUUCAAUUUGCAACCGAAGCUACCGCAAUAUAUUAAACCCAAUCAGUCAUACGCCUCCGAAGCGAAAACGUUGACAUCUUAUUAUAAUCGCUUAUGCUACACAACACGCUUCUUAAUUUCAUUGUUACAAUGCGAUGGUUUGCGCCCGCUUAUUGUCGUUGUUGGAUUUGAUGCGAUUUUGAACGCUAUAUAUCAAAUAAUAUACUGCCCGCUUAAGAAACCCGGAGACUCAUCUGGAGGAAAUCUCAUUACACAAGAAUUAUAUGAUGGAUUUAAACAAGACCAAUGUGAGUUUUGCCAGUUGCUAGAUCAUUGCCAGGAGAUAAUGCCUAAAGAAAUAUUUAUAAAAGAAACGAUGUUAUUAUUAAGAUCUGAAUGUCGAUGGUUCACUGCUGCGGUGAAUAAGAAUUUGAACAAAAUGUUGACUGCUGAAAAUGGAUUAAUGUUAAUAACUAACGUCCUAAUGGAACCUUCGAGGGACUAUGAAUCCAAUGAUAGCACCAAGAAUUGGAAGACUAUUGAUGUGCUCACAAAACUGAUUAUCGGCAUGAGAACCAGAUAUGGUAUUAAUGAGUCUGUUAAGCAGCAACUAUUGAAGCUUGUAUUAGAAGGCGAUGGAAGUAAAGGUCCUUUUGAGAUGAUAUUUGUUUCAUGUGUAAAAAACUUCUACCUUGUCGACAAGGAAUUAUGUAGAAUCGAUCUGCUUGCACCUGUUUUUGGCUUAAUAUUACUGCAGUUAAUUAAUGUGGACGAGAUAGCCAUGGCUGUUAUACCUUUUGAAGAACAUUACUUUUUAAACAAAAAGGAGGAUGUAACGGAUGCUAUUCAACGAACAAUGCGGCUGUUAAGAUUGCUAUUUGUUGAAACUACCGUAGGUGCACCCGAUUUACCCAACUGCGAAUUAUCGAUUUGUAUUGAUGCAAUUUUCCGUAUUUAUACGGCGACAACACAUGGUCGCUCCUUCAAUGCGACCAUUGAGGCUAUCGUGCAAGAUAUGGAAACGAUCUUAAUAAAUUAUCUUUGGAAAGCAUCUAGAGGAAUUGGUUACAACGAUGCAACAAUAUUGAAGAAAAUUAAUAAACACAUAUUCGAUACAUGUUUAUGUGGUUCCAGGGUUACGUUUUUCUACCGUGGUGUAGAUACGCGAUUGAGGCCACAUGCAAUCUUUUUAUUUAACGAAUUUUUGUCAGUAAUAUUAGCUGAUAAUAAAUUUUUUGUUUCUCUAUGUCCGCAAGAUAUUGCAUUAUCGAAUGAUGAGACUCUUCGAGCGCAGGCGUUAUAUAAAUUACUGAAAAAGCCUGACACUCGUAUCAGCGACAAGUUUAAGAUGUCAUUUUUUCUCCGUCUUUUGACUCUCUUUAAUAAUCCUCCCGGAACUUCUCGGAAAGGACAAUCGGUAACAGAAGCCGAACGAAAGUUUACGGACAUGUCGAAGAAAUUACGCCUGUAUAAUCUGUUGACAGCGCUUGUAGAAGACAAGAACGUGCAGAAGAUGCUCUCAGAUGAUUCUUCGGAUUUUUUUGACUUUGUUGGCGAUGCGUUGACGAAGGCGAUCCAGAGAGGGGAGUAUCGCAAGGAUAAUUGCGAGUCAUCUGAUUUCCGGGUAAUAUUUUUGUUGAUCACAAUCCUGCAAGCGUUGGUGACAACGACAUGCAAAAAGAAAUGGACAAAAGUUGCUGUUGUAUUGAAUCCAUUGCAAACGAUACGCGAUCGGUGCGUUAAUGACGAAUUGCGCGCCUUGGCGACGAGCGUUAUUGAUGCCUUAGAAGGCCGUGGAAGUGGCAUUACAGGUUCUGCCCAGGAAGAUGACGGUGAGGCUAAAUGCAAGAGCGAAUUAGAUAAAGCUAUCGACGACGUCUGUGAUCCAUUGCUACCGGUGCGUGCUGCCGGGUUAGUAACACUUGCUAAACUCGUCGAGAAUAAACAUCCUGACGUAUUGGGACGAAAAAUGUUCAUUUUAAACAUUUUUCAUCAAAACAUAAAACAUGAAGAUUCGUAUAUUUAUCUGCAAGCGAUUAAGGGGCUGGUGACGAUGACCGAUCUCUUUCCCGAUACGGUGUUGGAAAUUCUCGUAGACGAAUAUUCUGGCUUAGAUCAAAGUAUGGGCGGACCUGCGACGAGUCUUGAGACGCGCAUGAAGUUGGGUGAAGUUCUAAUGAAAGUUUCACGCAACUUAGGCGACAGGGCGCUACAAUAUAAAAGUCUUCUAUUGAAUACGUUCUUAUUGACCGCCAAGGACGACGAUCAUCUUAUGCGUGCGUCGAGCUUAUCAAAUCUCGGUGAGCUUUGCCAGGUCUUGGGCAAUAAACUUGGUACAAUUGUUAACGAAGUGCUGGAUUUGGUGCGCGACGUGAUCAUGACAGACCCGGCGGUGGAGGCUCGCCGAGCUGCUGUGACCGUCUUUCGUGGGUUGUUUAUCGGCCUUGGACCCAAAACGUUUCCAUUUUUUCAUGGUCAGAUUGAAGACGUUUACCGCUCCCUGCGAGAGAUCUACGACAAAGACGACGAUGCCGUUAUGCGAUUGCAAGCUCAACUUGCAAUCGAAGAGCUUCAAGCUAGCAACAUGGAAAGGUUUAAUCAACUUCAAUUAUAAACACAAAUGGAACUUUACUUUAGCAGUUUAUUUUUGUAUUUUUAUACAAAAUUUAUAUUUCUAGUAAAAUAAUGUAAUAAGUUAAAAAUCACUACGUCUACGUGCAUACACCCGUGCGCAAUUUGUCUCCAUUGAUUAUCAAAACAAGUUCUGUUUGUAUUUUUGCUUGAAAAUUGCUUUGAUGUGUGUUUCAAACUGCGCACGGUGCAAGCACACAAGUAAAAGUUAAACCACAACAAAUGCGCAUCACAAUUUCACCUACAUCAAACAUAAAUUUAAAAAUAAAAUAAGAGAAGAAA